CAUGGUCCAGGGUCUUCCAAGAUUUCCCUCCUAAAUUGCAAUGCCAAGCUGCUGUGGUUUGUGGGACUUGUACCAUGUGCUGGUGAACCUGUGGGGCCGGAGGCACUGUGAGGUGCAGCUUCUUGAUGCUGUUUGCAUGGGCCGUGAUAAGUGGCUGGGUGGCGAACUGGGUCAAGAUGGCUGCGUGUAUGGCAUUCCAGGAAGUGCUUCCAGAGUGCUAAAGAUCACACCGAGCACAAGAGAGGUGGAACUUUGUGGUCCUGAGAUGACUGGUAAGUUUAAGUGGUUGCGUGGCAUUUCGCUCGACGGCUGCAUCUACGGCCACGAAGCGUCGAAGUCGCCAGAGCUCCGUCAAGCGAGGAAGCUUCGAAGGAACAAAGUCGUAUAUAUCCAGAAACUCAGAAGCUGCGCUGUAUUCAGACGAGUGCGUUGUUCGAGUCCGUGCACAAUCAUGAGAUCCAACUUGCCAGGAGUGCCGACGAACUCAGCCCAAGUCCUGCAGAUCACGUGUGCCACUGGGCAGGUUGAUUUGAUUGGUGAGGUCUUCAAAGGUGACUGGAAGUGGCAUGGUGGAGUCUAUUGUCCUCAGGACCAAAGCAUCUAUGGAAUUCCAUGCAAUGCGGAGUGUGUUCUCAAGAUCUCCAAGGGCUCCGUGACCACUUUUGCACAUGAUUCGCCUGUGCUCAAGGGGCGG
Durusdinium trenchii is the source of this 694-nucleotide messenger RNA. Lineage: Eukaryota; Dinophyceae; Suessiales; Symbiodiniaceae. The record is from the annotation of a GenBank genome assembly.